AUGUGCUCCGUCGUCGGUUGCGAGUCGCUCCGUCGACAUGCGAAGCGGUUCAAGUUACCGGAGGACCCGGAGGAGAGACUGGAGUGGGUCCAGUUUGUUCUGGACGUGAACGGACAGCGGCUGAAGGAAUCCACCUGGACGGAUAUCACCAUCUGCAGCGAACACUUCACCAACGACUGCUUCGUGAACAAGAGUCCGACCGAACAGCUGAAGCCCGGUUCUGUCCCGUCGCUGAGUGUCAAGUCGGAACCGGAAGAAGCUCAGGAGUCUGCAGAAACUACGGAGAGUGUUUCUCAGGACGAUCAACUCAGAGCAUGUGACAGUCCGGCGUCCUGUUCGGACAAAUCAUCCACUUUAAUAGCUGAUCCAGGAAGCCCAGCGCCAAGUGACACCUCCGACUCCUUCUCUGAUUACGGACAGUUGCUGCAAAAAGUUGUGAACAUCGACAUGAUCCGGGAAAAAGCCGCGCUUCUUCAGAUGAAAGGGAAGUACGUUGUGAACGAAAACCAGCUCCUCCAGCUGUUCGACAGCAAGUGCCCUUUCUGCGGCUCCAGUGUGAACGUGGAGAAGAUUGUCCGCGGGGUCGUCGUCAUCUUGAACCAGCAGUGCCUCGAGUGCGACUACAGAAACCAGUGGAAGAGUCUGGUCAAUGCUGGCGUCCCAGCAGCUGAAGAUAAACCCCUGACAGGAGGCGCAGAAGUCAAACCUGAGACGGUGUCGAUAGAUGGCGAUAGCAGCAGCAGCAUCACAAGUGUCUCUGAGGCUGUUGAAGUUACUGAUAAGCAGACUGAGCCUGCAGAUGAAACAGAGGAGUCAAGCGAUGAAGGCGCCACCGGGUCAGACGAGGACUGGAAGCCGGUGACGGAGCCCAAGAAGGUUCGGAGCGAUUCCGAGGAGGAAAGUGAGAGCGAAUAUGAAGACGAUUAUCCGUCCCUGUUCCCCCAACACAGUCAGCUCUGCACGGACUGUGGGAAGUUUUUCAAUAAACGAAGGUCUCACACCUGCGAGCACAAAGUAAAGCCCUACUCCUGCAACAUCUGCGGCAAGAGGUGCGUCAGCGAGCUCGCGCUGAAUUCUCACGGCAGAAUCCACGAUGAAAGCUACGAGCAUCGGUGCAAAUACUGCCACGUCACGUUCAAAACCAAGGUGGCCAAAAUGACUCAUGAGCAGACCCACCUCACUGAAGGGAAGCCCUAUAAAUGUCCAGACUGCUCAGAGACCUUCGCCUCCAACAAGGAGCGCACGCUUCACCUGGAAGAUCACAGAGGCCCCAAACAGCUCAAGUGCCACAUCUGCGGGAUCGACUUCCUUUGGCCUCUUUCCCUCCAGAGACACUUGGCCGUGCACACCGGAGCGAAGCCGCACAAGUGCUCGGUGUGCCAACGAGGCUUCAACCAGCCGAGCCACCUGAAGUCCCACAUGCGCCUGCACACGGGGGAGAGGCCUUACAAGUGUCAGCACUGCGAUAAAUGCUUCAACCACAACGUGAGCUUGAAGAGUCACAUCCAGCGGUACCACACGUCGAGCUCCGGACGUGAGCAGAGCAAGAGUAAAAUAAACAAAGCUGUUAACGAUAAAGAGAAAGAGCAGGAUAAAGAAGAGGAGAAGGUACAGGUGCCCAAAAAGAGGAGCACCGGGAGACCAAUAGGACGACCGAGGAGAAACACAGCAGAGAGCUCGGUUCAUGGAGCAGAGACGCAAAGUUCAAAUAGGAAGAACGCUAAAGUGAAAGCACUGAAGAGGACGCGCUGCAGUGAUGAAGACAGCGAGGAUGAGCCGACUGAGAGCGACGUAGCUGUUGACUCAGUGGAGGAGGACGAGGAGCGGAGUGAGAAAGUCACAGUGACCACACGGAAAACAAGAGGACGACCAAAAAACUCUGACUUAGGAAAGCGUCGAGGAAGACCAAGAAAGAAUCAGACAGAGCCUGUGGAAAACACAGACGAUGCUUCUCAGUGUGACGACGAUGAAGCUUCUGACAGUAAACCUUUCUGCAGUGAAAACACAGAUUCUGUCUUAUUUGGAUCCGGCCAGAUUCAACAAAAAGUUCCGAACAGAGAUUUAAACAAGGAAAGAGCUGCGCUUCUACAGAUGAAAGGAAAAUACCUUGUGAAUGAAAACUGCCUCCUCGAGUUGUUUGCCCGCAAAUGCCCCUCAUGUGGGAGUAAGCUUCAGAUGGAGAAGCUCACUUACGGCUUACUGAUCGUUUUGAACCAGCGCUGUCUCAAGUGUGAAUACAGAAACCAGUGGAAAAGUCAAGUCAACGCCGACGUCCCAGCAGCUGAAGACAGAAACCUGACAGGAGGCGCGGAAGUAAAAUCAGAGGAGGUGACAACAGAUGAAGAUCCCGGUAGUGCGGUUUUGUCAGAGAUCAUUACUUUCAGCGACGAUGAAAGCGAUCCCUCAGACGACGACGGGGAAGACGACGACGGCGAGGAGAGUUCGGACGGGGAGUGGAAUCCGACGGAGGAUUUCGCGCUGGACGAGGAGCUCAUGAAGGACUCCGAGGACGAAACCGAAGACGAAGGCGAGGACGAAAGUUUUGAUUCCGUCGGUGGCCUCAAAAUGAACGAGCUCUGCGCAGAGUGUGGAAGUUUUUUCAAUAUUCUGAAGCCACACACCUGCGAGCACAAAGUAAAGCCCUACUCCUGCAACAUCUGCGGCAAGAGGUGCGUCACUGAGAUCGCGCUGAAUUCUCACAGCAGAAUCCACGAUGAAAACUACGAGCAUCGGUGCAAAUACUGCCACGUCACGUUCAAAACCAAGGUGGACAAAAUGACUCACGAGCAGACCCACCUCACUGAAGGGAAGCCCUAUAAAUGUCCAGACUGCUCAGAGACAUUCGCCUCCAACAAAGAGCGCAGAGUCCAUCUGGUAGAUCACAGAGGCCCCAGGCAGUUAAAAUGUCACAUCUGUGGGAUUGAAUUCAACCGGCGUACUCCUCUCCGGAGACACUUGGCCGUGCACACCGGAGCGAAGCCGUACAAGUGCUCGGUGUGCCAACGAGGCUUCAACCAGUCGAGCCACCUGAAGUCCCACAUGCGCCUGCACACGGGGGAGAGGCCUUACAAGUGUCAGCACUGCGAUAAAUGCUUCAACCACAACGUGAGCUUGAAGAGUCACAUCCAGCGGUACCACACGUCGAGCUCCGGACGCGAGCAGAAAAAAUGCAAAAGAAAUAAAACCCCAAGUGUUGACGCCCAGGAGAACGGAAACAAAAGAGGCUCUGGACUUCACAUCAUAGAGGAAGAGGAGGCGCACGAGGAGAGGAUACAUAAACCGAAAAAGAGGAGCACCGGCAGACCCAUAGGACGGCCUAAGAGAAGCACAGCAGAGAGCUCGGUUCAGGGAGGAGGUUCAUCCACUAAGACCUCGAAAGUGAAAGCGAGGAAGAGGGCACGCUGCAGUGAUGAAGACAGCGAAGAUGAUCCGACCGAGAGCGACGUAACCUUUGACUCAACGGAGGAUGAGGAGGAGUGGAGCGAGAAAGUCAGCGCACGGAAAUCAAAAGGAAGACAAAAAAACUCCGACUGUGACUCGGGGAAGCGUCGAGGAAGACCGAGAAGGAGUCAGGCGGUGGAAGACUCUUACGGUUGCAAUUCGUUUCGUCGCAAUGCGAAGCGGUUCAAGUUACCGAAGGACCCGGAGGAGAGACUGGAGUGGAUCCAGUUUGUUCUGGACGUGAACGGACAGCGGCUGAAGGAAUCCACCUGGACGGAUAUCACCAUCUGCAGCGAACACUUUACCAACGACUGCUUCGUGAACAAGAGUCCGACCGGACGGCUGAAGCCCGGUUCUGUCCCGUCACUGAGUGUCAAGUCGGAGCCGGAGGAAGUUCUGGAGAACCUCCAACAUGUGAGUCCGACCGGACGGCUGAAGCCCGGUUCUGUCCCGUCGCUGAGUGUCAAGUCGGAGCCGGAGGAAGUUCUGGAGAACCUCCAACAUGUGGAAUCCGUAGAAAACACAGAUUCUUCUUGUCAGUUUGAUGACCUUGAAACAUCCGAUAGCCCAACUUCCUGCCCGGAAAAGAAGCGCGUGCAGAAGCGAAGGAAGCCGAGAGAGCAGAGGAGAAGGGAGGAGAAAGAAGAAAGAGGAGAAGAACAGGAGGCCGAUCUGGAGAGGGAGGCAGAGGCAGAAGAAGAUCAAGAGGAAGAAGUAGGGCAAGACUCUGACAUGGCCAGCACGUCCACGGGGAAAAGGCAACUGCAGCAGACGUACAGCUUCAGGGCGGAGGAAGAGAAGAAGCUGGUGGCGUUCUUCGCUACCCAUGACUGCUUUUACAACAAGGCCUCUCCGCAUUAUAGCAACAUAGCAUUCAAGAAGAAGCUCCUGCAGGGCAUAGCCGGGCAACUUGACACAGAGUAUACCAAGAUCCAGGGCUGGUUCAAAAACCAGCGAUCUGCCGUUGGGAAGCUCUACAAGAAGAAUUCGGGCCAGGCGGCAGAGCCCCUGACUGCCAGGAAGAAGUGGCAGUUGGCGAGUUUCCGUUUCUUGAGGCGAUACAUCAUGCCGAGGUCGUACACGCAGGACACAGGAGCGCUGCCUGCCAGGGCCUCCGACACCGAGGAAGAGGAAGAGCCGGAGGUCGAGGGGGAAACAGAGGAAGACGGGGCCUCGGCGACGGGCUCCACGGUCAAGACGCCCUGCAGCAGUGGUCCGCCGUCCUCACAGCGCGGCACAAAGAGGUCGCGCAAGGUCGAGGAUGCGCUACUAGACUACUUGUCAAGACCCCGAUCAUCACAGGUCCUGGCCAAGACGGAGGUGCCGACAGACGACGACCCCGGUGGCGCGGUAUUGUCCGACGUUUCUUUUCCUGAUGAAGAAAGCGACCCUUCAGAUGAGGAGGACGACGAACGUGAGGAGGCUUCCGACGCGGAGUGGAAUCCAGAGGAGGAUUUUGCACCCGACGAGGAGCUCAUGAGAGACUCUGAGGAUGAAACCGAAGACGAGAACUUCGAUUCCGUGAGUGGCCUGAAAAUUAACGAGCUCUGCACCGAGUGUGGGAGUUUUUUCAAUAUUGUGAAGUCUCACACGUGUGAGCACAAAAUAAAGCCCUACUCCUGCAACGUCUGUGGCAAAAGGUGCACGACCGAGUUGUCUCUGGAGAAGCACGGCAAAAUUCACGAUGAAACCUACGAGCAUCCUUGCAAAUUCUGCUACGUUACCUUCAAAACCCGGGUGGACAAGCUCAAACACGAGCAGACCCACCAGGAUAGAAGAGACCCAUAUAAAUGUCCGGACUGUCCAGCGACGUUUUCCACCAAUAAGAAACGCAGAGCCCACCUGGCGAGCCACAGAGCCCCGACGGUGUUCAAAUGUGGAGUUUGCGCGAUUGAAUUUAAGGAUGUGCAUCAUCUUCAGAGGCACUCCGUCGUGCACACAGGACUCAAGCCGUACAAGUGCUCGGUGUGCCAGCGUGGAUUCAGCCAGUCGAGCCACCUGAAGUCGCACAUGCGGCUGCACACGGGGGAGAGGCCUUACCAGUGUCAGCACUGCGACAAGUCCUUCAACCACAACGUGAGCUUGAAGAGUCACAUCCGGCGGUACCACACGUCGAGCUCCGGACGCGAGCGGAGGAAGGGUAAGGUGGAUGAAAGGGCGAACCACAGCAGUGACGCAGAAGACAAUGGGAAUAAGAGAGACACAGACUCUGACAAUGUAGAGGGAGAACAAGAAGCAGAAGAGGAGGCGCAGAAAAAAGGAGCAUGUAAGCCAAAAAAUAAAAGGAGGAGCACAGGAAGGCCUGUAGGAAGGCCUAAGAGAAACGCAGAAGGUGACUUGGAUCUGGCAGGGGAAGCGAGAAGCCACACUUCAAACACUAAAACGUCAAAAUCAAAGGUUCAGAAAUUAAAGAAAACAGGUUCCAGCGACGAGGAAAGCGAGGAUGUGCAAUCAGACAGCGACUUACCCUUUGGCUCCGCGGAAGACGAGGAGGCGGAGACGGCGAGGAAGAACACCAGAAGCUCAAAAAGAAAAGCAAAGAAUAGCGUCGACUCUGAUUUCGACCCAGGAGAAGAAACAAAGAAACGGAGGUGCAGCAGCCGAAGCAGUGGUAGGAGCUCAGGGAAACGUGGAGGAAGACAAAAGAAGAGCGCGCUGGUGUGAAGUCUUUAUACAGGCGGAGCUGAUGGAUUCAUUUGUUGAGAUCAGUUGUGAAAACAAAAGGGGUCCCUGAAGAUCGGAGGACUUUAUAGAACCGCUGUGACAUCUUUUAGCAGAUACAUUAAAACUGUUCCUGAGAAACAGAACAUGGGACAGCGUGUCUGAAUGUAAUCGUCUUCCUCUGUUUAACGCCACGGCGUUUGAUCUUCAGAUACCUUUAAUCUUGUUAACUGAUGUUGUGGAAACAGAACGCUGAGCGCGGCUGCUGUUACGUUCGUGCGUCUGAAUUUAUUCGCAGGAAAAACAAGUCGACGUUUGCUCAGAAUCAUUGUGAAGCUCGUCUGCGAUAACUUCACUAUAAAUAGGGUCAGUGGAGACGUUACAAGUUGGACAAAGUCAAAGAUGUUCAAUAUAAAGUAAGAAAUCAAUCCUGUAAGCUAAGCUAAUUGCAAAUAGCUUUUGGAAUAUUUGCUUUGAACACUAUUAGUACAACUAUUACAUUCAAUUCAUGUGUUUUAUUAAAAACAUUAUUGCUAGAUAAAAAACA
This is a messenger RNA of Stegastes partitus (bicolor damselfish), 6649 nucleotides long. RefSeq lists its product as uncharacterized. The record is from RefSeq and is a predicted model, not a curated record. The transcript is spliced from 15 exons. Gene Ontology annotation, molecular function: RNA polymerase II cis-regulatory region sequence-specific DNA binding; DNA-binding transcription repressor activity, RNA polymerase II-specific. Gene Ontology annotation, cellular component: nucleoplasm. The coding region runs from base 1 to 6105 and encodes 2034 amino acids. Gene Ontology annotation, biological process: regulation of transcription by RNA polymerase II. NCBI's taxonomy places the organism in Eukaryota, Metazoa, Chordata, Actinopteri, Pomacentridae.